This is a messenger RNA of Misgurnus anguillicaudatus (oriental weatherfish), 2317 nucleotides long. RefSeq lists its product as uncharacterized. Gene Ontology annotation, cellular component: nucleus. NCBI's taxonomy places the organism in Eukaryota, Metazoa, Chordata, Actinopteri, Cypriniformes, Cobitidae. Gene Ontology annotation, biological process: regulation of gene expression. The record is from RefSeq and is a predicted model, not a curated record.
CCUUGAGCCAUCUAGCCUUUAUACAUAUAUAUGCUGACACCUGUCUCUGUCACUAUGGUAUGAACACGCUGCAGAGUUGAAGUUAUAAGUAAAAUUUUAGUGGAAGGACAGGAGACUGACUGAAUAAAAUACAAACAUAAAUCUGGAUUCCAUAAACAGAAGGUCAUGAGAACUGCUAGAAAUUCAGCAAUUUAAAGAACGGAUACUUAACACAGGAACUGGAAGAAACAUCAUCAGUGUCAGGAACAUCAUUCCAUAAUGGCAGAAAUAUCUUCUGGUGGUUUGCAGAUGAAAAAUACUUCAUGUCCAAAAAGAAAGCAAAGAACAGACGCCAUAAAAUCUUUUACUUGCCCUCACUGUGACAAGGGAUUUGCAAGAAAAGGACACCUUGUGGAGCACAUGAGAAUUCACACUGGAGAACGCCCCUACCCAUGUCCUCAUUGUGAAAAGAGUUUUACUAUAAAAAAUAAUCUUCGUAUCCACAUGAAAGUCCACACUGGAGAGCGCUCAUAUGCAUGUCUUCAGUGUGGAAAGACUUUCACUCAAAAAAACGGCCUUGAUGCCCAUAUGACAAUUCACACUGGAGAGCGGCCAUACACAUGUCUUCAGUGUGGAAAGAGUUUCGGACUGAAAGGACAUCUUACAGGUCACAUGAGAAUCCACACUGGAGAGCGUCCAUACCCAUGUCCUCAGUGUGGAAAGAGUUUCACAAAGAAAACAACUCUUACAGAUCACAUGAGAGUUCACACUGGAGAGCGUCCAUACCCAUGUCCUCAUUGUGAAAAAAGUUUCAAACUAAAAUGUCAUCUUAAGACUCACAUAAAUUUUCACACUGGAGAUAUUCAAUACCCAUGUCCUCAGUGUGGAAAGAGUUGCACAAGUCCAAUGCAUCUUAGAACUCACAUGAGAGUUCACACUGAAGAGCGCCCGUACACAUGUACUCAGUGUGAAAAAAGUUUCAAACAAAAAAGUACUCUUAAGACUCACAUGAGAAUUCACACUGGAGAACGCCCAUACACAUGUCCUCAGUGUGGAAAGAGUUUUAUGACGCUGGGACAUCUUACAGGUCACAUGAAGGUUCAUACUGGAGAGCGCCCUUACACGUGUCUUCAUUGUGAAAAGAGAUUCUCAAAAAAAAGUUGCCUUGAUAUUCACAUGAGAAUUCACACUGGAGAGCGCCCAUACACAUGUACUGAGUGUGAAAAAAGCUUCAUGACGAAAGGAAAUCUUAAAGACCACACUAAAAUUCACACUGGAGAGCGCCCUUACAAAUGUCUUCAGUGUGAAAUGAGUUUCGGCUCUAAAAAAAACCUUACAGAGCACAUAAGAGUUCACACUGGAGAGCGCCCAUACCCAUGUCCUCAGUGUGAAAAGAGUUUUCCUCAAAAAAGUACCCUUGAUGCCCACGUGAGAGUUCACACUGGAGAGCGCCCGUACCCAUGUCCUCAGUGUGGAAAAAGUUUUAAACAAAAAAGUACUCUUACGAAUCACAUGAGAAUUCACACUAGAGAGCGUCCAUACACAUGUCCUCAGUGUGAAAAGAGUUUUGUAGUAAAAGUACAUCUUACAGAACACAUGAGAAUUCACACUGGAGAGCGUCCAUAUCCAUGUCCUCAGUGUGAAAAGAGUUUUGUAGUUAAAGCAAAUCUUACAAAUCACAUGAGAAUUCACACUGGAGAGCGGCCAUACCAAUGUCCUCACUGUGAAAAGAGUUUCAGACAGAGCGGACAUCUUACAGGUCACAUGAGUGUUCACAAUGGAAAACACCCAUACAUGUGUCUUCAGUGUGGAAAGAGUUAUAGAGAGAAAAGAUCCCUUGAGAAUCACAUAAGUAACAAAGGAGAGUGCACAUCAACAUGUCUUUAAUGUGGAAAGGUCACACUGAACACAGGGAAUCAAACAUUUUAAGCCCAACAACUUGUAAAAAGCGGUUUGAUGUUUUCCUUCUUUAAAUGUUUUUUUUUAUGACAUUUAUGACAGUCACUAUUUGUGCGUGUCUUUUGACAGGGUUUCAAAUUUUUAAUUUUGAAAUGUUAAGUUCUAGGUCUUUAAACAGGUCUUAUUUUUUCUUCGUCCAUGUAACAUCUAUAUCUAUUGCUGAUUUAAAUGCUUCUGCAGUGAUUUUACAAUGAUUUAACCGCAUUGAUUGUUUAGACGCCAUUUGUGUGAUUAUGAUUAUAAACUUACAUGAACUGCCACCAGCUAAAAUGACAAAUGAGAGUUGUCCCUCCUCUCACAUUUUUGCCAGUGGGCUCUCUCUCAAGAUGAGUGCAUCACAAACCUGCACAUGGACAAAAUAAAGCAUUUCCCGUUUUUA